Messenger RNA from Conger conger (European conger), 6982 nucleotides. Its product is annotated as death-associated protein kinase 1-like. Gene Ontology annotation, cellular component: nucleus; cytoplasm. Gene Ontology annotation, molecular function: protein serine/threonine kinase activity; protein binding; ATP binding. NCBI's taxonomy places the organism in Eukaryota, Metazoa, Chordata, Actinopteri, Anguilliformes, Congridae. The transcript has 25 exons. Bases 663 to 4967 code for a protein of 1434 amino acids. Gene Ontology annotation, biological process: protein phosphorylation; positive regulation of apoptotic process; intracellular signal transduction. The record is from RefSeq and is a predicted model, not a curated record.
CCGUGCAGAUUUUUUCCUAAGGUGCAUCUUCUUUCAUGUUAUUCAUAUUUAUAAGUUCUCAUGGAGAGAAAAACUUUGCUAGCAUUAGUAAUCUACUGAGUUGGCCGUCAGCCUUUUUACGAAGAGGCGAUUUCCUUGAGGAAGUAUGACACAUUUGGUUAACGGGUUUACUGAACUGUCAUCCACUUCCAAACCCUCCUCUGUUGACAAGGCAACAACAAGCAUGCAUGCACCGUGGAGUGUGAAGUCAUUUUCUCUUGGAUUGAAUUCUGCUCUUCGGAAAGUCGCCAUUUAAACUUGAUUUUUGAAAAAACCGUGAACUUCCAGGAUUUGUAAUGUUUCCAAAACUCCGCUGUGUUAUUGGUGUAAAGUCACGUCAGCGAACCGCUCUAGGGGGUGAAGCUGAUCUCUACUGAGUGGUAGUGAGUGCGCUUUCCUUUUGCGAUGAUGUCCUGGCUGCAGUUGUCCGUAUAAAUUGCAUAUGUCUUGAACUGUUCUGCUAUCGUUUAUAGAUGUUUAUAAUGCUUAUAACAUUAUGGCGUGCCCCCCUCAUAGACUAAAAUGAGGGACGAUUCGCCGCAAAAUUGAAAGGUUGAGAGGUUGAAAGAUAUACGGUAUUUUGGUGAAAUCGACGGGCGCUGAUUCGGGAAUCUCGUCUCACCAUGACAGCAUUCAAUCAAGAGAAUGUUGAGGAAUACUAUGAAAUCGGUGAAGAGCUUGGGAGCGGUCACUUUGCAGUGGUGAAGAAAUGCAGGGAGAAAAGCUCUGGCACGGGGUUCGCGGCCAAAUUCAUCAAGAAGCGUCGGAGCAAGUCCAGCCGGCGGGGCGUGUCGAGAGACGACAUUGAGCGAGAGGUCAGCAUCCUGAAGGAGAUUCAGCACCCCAACGUCAUCACGCUGCACGACGUGUUCGAGAACAAGGCCGAGGUCAUCCUCAUUCUGGAGCUCGUGGCGGGGGGAGAGCUCUUUGACUUCCUGGCGGAGAAGGAGUCCCUGACAGAGGAGCAGGCCACCAAGUUCCUGAAGCAGAUCCUGGAGGGAGUCCUCUAUCUGCACUCUAAGCAGAUUGCCCACUUUGACCUGAAGCCAGAAAACAUUAUGCUGCUGAACAGGACUGCCCCUCACCCACGCAUCAAGCUCAUUGACUUUGGAUUGGCCCACAAGAUUACUUUUAGCAAUGAUUUCAAGAACAUUUUUGGGACUCCGGAAUUUGUGGCUCCAGAAGUGGUCAACUAUGAGUCACUUGGCCUUGCAUCUGACAUGUGGAGUGUUGGUGUGAUCACAUAUAUUCUCCUGAGUGGUGCUUCUCCGUUCCUGGGUGACAGCAAACAGGAGACGCUGGCCAAUGUAUCUGCCGUCAAUUACCAGUUUGAUGAGGAGUUCUUCAGGAACACCAGCAGCCUGGCCAAAGAUUUCAUCUCAAAGCUCCUCAUCAAAGACCCAAAGAGAAGGAUGACCAUCCAAGAUAGUUUGUGUCAUCCUUGGAUCAAGCCAAAGGACACACUGCAGGAGCUUAGCAGGAAGGAAUCGGCUGUCAACAUGGAGAAGUUCAAGAGGUUUGCUGCUCGCAGGAAAUGGAAGCAAUCAGUGCGUCUCAUCUCCUUGUGUCAUCGCCUGUCACGGUCCUGUCUGUCCAGGAGCAACAUGAGCGUCUCCCACAGUGAUGAUGCUUUGGAUGAGGAAGACUCCUUCGUGAUGAAGGCCAUCAUUCAUGCCAUCAACGAUGACAACAUGCCAGGACUGCAGCACCUUCUCGGAUCCCUGACAAGCUAUGACGUGAACCAGCCAAACAAGCAUGGCACGCCUCCUCUGCUGGUGGCUGCAGGCUGCGGAAACAUCCGGAUUGUAGAUGUGCUCGUGAAGAAAGGCGCAGAGAUCCAGGCCCGGGACAAGUCUGGAGCGAACGCCGUGUGCUACGCAGCGAGGAAUGGCCAUGUGGAAACCUUGAGAUUCCUGCAUGGGAAGAAGUGCCCUCUGGACAGCCAAGAUAAGUCUGGAGAGACUGCCUUGCAUGUGGCAGCACGCUAUGGCAAUGUGGAUGUAGUCCAGUAUCUGUGCAGUAUCAAUGCCAACCCAAACCUCCUCGACAGGGAACACGAGACGCCCCUGCACUGUGCGUCCUGGCACGGGUACGCCCCCGUGGCCCGGGCGCUGUGCGAGGCGGGCUGUGAUGUGGACGUGGAGAAUCGGGAGGGGGAGAGCCCGCUCCUCACUGCCUCCGCCCGGGGCUUCCGCGACAUCGUGGAGUGCCUGCUCGAACACGGGGCCCGUCUCAACUCCACAGACAAGGAUGGGCACGCGGCCCUGCACCUGGCUGUGCGCAGGUGUCAGAUCGCCGUCGUCCAAUGCCUGCUCGGCCGCCGCUGCCGUGCGGAUGUCCAGGAUCACCAUGGCAACACUCCGCUGCACGUCGCUUGCAAGGACGGCAACCUGCCCAUUGUGUCGGCCGUCUGCGGUGCCAAUGCUGCCCUGGACAUUCCGAAUAAACAUGGGAGAACACCUCUUCAUCUGGCUGCAAAUAAUGGAUGCCUGGAGGUUGUCCGAUACCUUUGUUCUGCAGGCGCUAACACAGAUGCCAUCACCAGUGACGGGAACUCUGCCGAAGACUUAGCCAGGAUGGCACAGCAUGGGCCUGUCGCCACUCUGCUGGGGAAGCUUAAAAAGGAUACGCACAGAGCCAGCUUCCUGCAGCAGCUGCGGCCCACCCAGACCCCUCAGCCCCGGGUGAAGCUGAAGCUGUUCGGGCACUGCGGCUCUGGGAAGAGUACCUUGCUGGAGUCCCUCAGGUGUGGUCUCCUCCGGAGCUUCUUCAGGCGGAGGAAAACCCGCCUGUCUUCCAACAACCCCACCCGCCUGCCCCCGUCACCCGCAUCUGCCAAGCCCACUGUGUCCCUGAGCGUCUCCAGUUUGUACGCAGAGUGUGAGAACGUGAGUGUGCGCAGUCGUAGCAUGCUGUUUGAGCCUAGCCUCACAAAGGGCCUGGUGGAAGACUGUUCCCCCACACACAGCUCACUGACCGCCUGCGAUGACCAGUCCACCAAGGCCAUUGACAUCCAGAACGUCAACAUUAACGGAGUGGGAGACUUGAGCGUGUGGGAGUUCUCUGGUAACCCGGUCUACUACUGCUUCUAUGACUACUUUGCUGCCAAUGAUCUGACCGCGGUGCACCUGGUGCUGUUCAGCCUGGAGGAACCAUACGAGACGCAGCUCAACCAGGUCACCUUCUGGCUUAACUUUCUCAAGUCCCUCCACCUGCCAGAGGAAGACAUUGCCUUUGGUGGAAGGGUAAAGAAUGCUCUUCAUGUUGUGCUGGUGGCCACACACGCUGACAUCAUGAACAUGCCACGCCCCUAUGGGGGGGAGUUUGGCUAUGACAAGGAGACAUCACUGCUGAAAGAAGUUAGAAGCAGGUUUGGGAAUGAUUUUCAGAUCUCUGAAAAGCUGUUUGUGAUGGAUGCUGGAGCAUCCACCUCCAAGGAAAUGAAGCUCCUCAGAACUCACGUGCAGGAACUGAGAAGCUCCAUUAUAUCAACGUGCCCACCCGUAACUCAGCUGUGUGAGAAGAUUGCCUCAGUCCUGCCCUCCUGGAGGAGGCUCAGCGGGUCCCACCAGCUGGUGUCCUGGCAGCAGUUUGUGCUGGAUGUUCAGGAGCAGAUUAACCCAUUGGUCUGCGAUGACGCUCUGAGGGAUAUAGCCUUUCAGCUGCACAGCAUGGGAGAGAUCGGUAUUCUGCAGAGUGAGACGGUGCACGACGUGGUGCUGCUGGACCCACGCUGGCUCUGCAGCACUGUUCUGGCCAGGAUCCUCUCCGUCGAUACGCCAAAGGCCAUCCACCACUGCAGGGGCCGGCUCCACCUGGAGGAGGUGCAGGGCCUGGUGGCGGAGGGCGACGUGGAUGAGCUGCUGCAGGUCCUGGACGCCAUGGACGUGUGCGCCCGCGACCCCAACAACCCCUCCAUGGUGGACAUCCCCUCGCUGGUGCGCUCCGGCGGGCUGCGGUGCUCCUGGACGGAGGAGGAGGAGGAGGAGUCGCUGGUGUACGGCGGGGUGCGCGUGGUCCCCGGGGAGCACCUGACCCCCUUCCCCUGCGGCCUCUUCCACAAGCUGCAGGUCAGCCUGAGCCGAUGGAGCCACCAGCAGAAGCCUGAGGACGGGGACCUCCGGCUGUGGGCCGGCGGAGCCAGGGUGUCGCAGGGCCGCACCGAGGCCGUGGUGCUGCUGGUCCAGCACGGGCAGGGCCUGGAGCUCAGGGUGCGAGGGCCAGACUCGGACAGGCCCUCCUGCUGCGCGCUGCUGGACCUGGUCUGCGGCAUCGUCGACGGCCUGCUGGCCACCACGCUCCCGGGCCUCCUGACCGUCAGGCAUUACCUCAGCCCCCAGCAGCUGAGGGAGCACCAGCAGCCCGUCAUGGUCUACCAGCCCCGCGACUUCUUCAGGGCUCAGGAGCUGAGGGAGCAGUCGCUCACCAACACCAUGGGCGGCUACAAGGAGAGCUUCAGCAGCAUCCUCAGCUUCGGCUGCGGCCAGGUCUACCGGCAGGCCAGCCUGGGGGCGGACAUCCACGCGUCCGACAUCAGCCCCUUGGCCAGGAGGAAGCUCUGCCGCCUGCUGGACCCUCCGGACGCCAUGGGCAAGGACUGGUGCCUGCUGGCCAUGAACCUGGGCCUGACGGAGCUGGUGGCCAAGCUGAGCUCCAGCAGCAGCAGCAGCGAGGGCCCUGGUGAGGGGGCUUUCCUCCUGAGCCCCACCGCCUCGUUGCUGCGGGAGUGGAGCGGGCGAGCCGACAGCACGGCGGGCGUCCUCCUGUCCAGACUGCGCGAGCUGGGCCGCAGAGACGCGGCCGACUUCCUCCUGAAGUCAUCGCCCGUGUUUCGGGUCGGCCUGGAGGGCGCAGCGCAGGACAGCGACGGCCCUGCCUUCAACGGGGGGACCUCCCAUAACUCCAUCAGUUCUGUCAUAUCCAGAUGAGCGCGCAGUUUAAACACCGUGCGCUAUUCAGGCAAACGGCAAUCUGCUCUCCCGUCUCCUCCCAUGUGGCACAGUUAGGAAUUUCUGGUGUGGAAAACUCAGUCUGUACACACUGCUGCCCUUCCGCUAAUAUGCACAGAUUGUUCCUUGUCCAAGAAAAAAAGAGAAGAAAUUUCAGAAAACAUCCGAUAAAAUGUAUUUAUAUAUUUAACAUAAUACAAUAUGUUAGCAUAAGGCUAUAUACAAUUUUUGAACAAAAUAUGUAGCAUUGAAAAGAUGACUCCAUGAAAAUAUUAGCUGCUGUAAUUAUGUGUGUGUGUGUAUCUGUGCAUGAGUGAGCCUUCAGUAUUACAAUUUCAGUGUCCUUAAUUCUCAUUAUCUAUAUCUGUCAAAAAAUGUGUCUGAUGACUUAGUUUCCAUGUGCAGGACACCCCAGAACAGUUUGAAGCUCUACUUCGGCAAAAUGCAGUCUACCCUCUGGAUCCAAGAUAUAGCUUGUCCCACUGGUGCUAUUAUGAAUGCAAUAUGCUUUUGUGUGAAAGAUUGAGAUAAGCUUUAAAGAAGAGUAUUAAUUUCCAUGUGUUAAAUUGUGUACAGAAUUCUGGCAAAGGAGCGCAGUAAAGGUGAAAAUAUAUAGAAAAUAAAGAUAUAUAGAAAAUAAAAUCACUCAUCCCAAGAAAGUGCAGCCACACAUGAAUUAUAUUUAGUACUGUAUAUUUGAAACAUAUUCUCAGCCAUCAAACAGUACUGCUUGAAUAUUCACUUUUUUUACACUGUAACAUGUUUGGAAAUAUUAUGGAAGUCUGUUUUACCAUUUUUAUAAAUCACAUUUUGUUUCAGAGAAAAAUCUAAAGAGAAUAGUCAUUGGCACCGCCUAUCAAAUAUCAGACUGCACUAUCGAUUUUUAAUUUCUUUCAAUUGUAUUGAUUGUUUUUACCAAAGCAUACAUCAUUUAGUGAUUUAGAGUAUCUCUUUAUAAUUCAUGCUUAUGAGAAUCUUGUAAAAAUCAGCUUAAACAAUUGUUACUACACUCAGUUUCCACUUUAUUAGGAAUUUAUUCUACUUUUUUAGACUAAUUGGUCUUCUGCAUUCCAUGAUCAUAGUCACUUGGAUCACAUUUCUUCUCCAUUCUGAUGUUUUGUCUGAACAACAACUGAACCUUCUUACCAUGUCGGCAUGAUUUAGUUGCUGUCACAUGAUUAGCUGAUUAGAUAUUUGCAUAGAUAUUUUAGAUAUUGGCAAACAAACUGGUGUACAGGUCUGCCUAAUAAAAUUGUCACUGAGUGUAUGAUCCAUUGGCAGCACUUUAACUUGUUCCAAACAAAAAACAAAUGUGUUUAGUUUUUUUGUGAUUGUGGUGUCUCAGAACUAAGACGUCUGCUCAAAAUAGAUAGGAGAAGGACAGGAUUGAGCACAUUUGGCAUGUUUAAGUAACGCAUUUGGCUGGAGAAAGAACUGCAGAUAGGCAGUAAUUCAAAGCACGAGGAACAUUGCUUUACUUUUUUUUUUCUGUUAAAAUAUUUGAAAAUAUUAUACUAGAAACAACUUCAUUUUUGUUUAAUGCCCUUUGCCUAAUUCCACAUUUGUGAUAAUCAUUUUAUAUUCCACAUCCUGAGUUCACUCACUCGUGUUACUAAAAAUGUGUAAAUUAGAAAAGUAGCCAUUUAACUUAAAAUGAAACAAAAAGUGUGUUUCAGUAAGACAGAAGAGACAGUAAUUUAAAGGGAAUCAGAAGUGAAUCUGCAUUUCAUCUCCAGUUGUAGUUUUGGGAAUUCCAUACCUUCAGGAAAUUCUUCCCAUUAUGGAAGGCAUCAUCUUCAGUUUCUGUCCCCCUGAUAUGACGGUAUGAACCAAUCUACAGGGAACAAAUGUAAGAGUGUUUUUACACAAAAGUCUUUGCAAAAGACAAUUUAAAUGUAUAAUUGCUGUUAUUUAAGCAUGUAAUGUAAUUCUAUGUCCUUAAUAUUUGUUUAAAUGUUAAAAUACAUUUUUAUAAUAAAUUGUUUACCUGAUUA